AGGGCGCAAUUGGAGUGCAAAUUUCUGUAAAUCUACUCAUUCUUUCUGAUUUUUAAAGAAACAAUGUCGAAUUUCUCUCGCCAAGUUCGGCUAUCGUCGUCUCUGAUUAGAGGCAUACAGUACAGAAUUUCAAGAUCAUUCACUACAAUCGAAUGCCAUAGACCAACCAUUCUUCAUAAGAAAGGUGUCGAUAUUCUUCACAACCCAUGGUUCAACAAGGGAACAGCAUUCUCCAUGACUGAAAGAGAUCGUCUAGAACUACGUGGACUUCUACCUCCAAACAUCAUGACUGAUGAACAACAAAUUGAACGCUUCAUGACGGAGCUGAAGAAGCUUGAGAUGAAUGCAAGAGAUGGUCCUUCAGACACAAUCAGUUUGGCAAAGUGGCGAAUACUUAACAGACUACAUGAUAGAAAUGAAACUAUGUACUAUAAGCUUCUAAUGGCCAAUAUCAAGGAGUAUGCCCCAAUAGUGUACACUCCAACAGUAGGACUUGUUUGUCAGAAAUACAGUGGAUUAUUUAGAAGACCAAGGGGGAUGUAUUUCAGUGCUCUUGAUCGUGGAGAAAUGAUGUCAAUGGUUUAUAAUUGGCCUGCUGAACAGGUUGAUAUGAUUGUUGUUACUGAUGGAAGCAGAAUCAUGGGUCUUGGUGAUCUAGGAGUUCAGGGUAUUGGAAUUGCAAUUGGGAAGUUGGAUUUAUAUGUUGCUGCAGCUGGAAUAAAUCCUCAGAGAGUGCUUCCUAUCAUGAUUGAUGUUGGAACCAACAAUGAGAACCUUCUAGAAAAUCCCUUGUAUUUAGGAUUGCAAGAACGUCGUCUUGAAGGUGAGGAAUAUCUUUCCAUUGUUGAUGAACUUAUGGAGGCUGUGUUCAAUCGUUGGCCCCAUGUGAUAGUUCAGUUUGAAGAUUUUCAAAGCAAGUGGGCCUCAACGUUAUUGCAUCGCUACAGAAAUACCUACAGAAUGUUCAACGACGAUGUCCAGGGAACAGCCGGAGUUGUAGUCGCUGGUCUUCUGGGAGCUGUAAGAGCACAAGAAAAGAUGAUGAUCGACUUUCCAAAACAAAAUAUCGUUGUUGCUGGUGCUGGAAGUGCAGGAGUUGGGGUUGUGAAAGCAGCGAGGAGAACAAUGGCAAGAAUGUUGGGAGAUAGUAAAGCUGCUUACGAUAGUGCACGAAGUCAGUUCUGGGUAGUUGAUGUUAAUGGUUUAAUCACAGAAGAGCGUGCAGGCAUUGAUAAUGAACUCAAACCAUUUGCACGAAAGAUCAAUGAAACCAAGCGUAGAGGCUUGAGGGAAGGAGCAACUCUUGUAGAAGUGGUGCAGGAGGUAAAGCCUGAUGUACUCCUUGGGUUGUCUGGAGUUGGUGGCUUGUUUUCUAAAGAGGUAUUAGAAGCGUUUAGAGGUUCAACUUCAACCAGACCAGCAAUAUUUGCAUUGUCAAAUCCCACAAUGAAUGCUGAAUGCACCCCUGAAGAAGCAUUUUCUGUUGUGGGAAAACACAUUAUUUUUGCUAGUGGGAGCCCAUUUCAGAAUGUUGAUCUUGGAAGUGGAGACAUUGGCUAUUGCAACCAGGGAAACAAUAUGUAUCUUUUUCCUGGUAUUGGCCUUGGUACUCUUCUAUCGGGUGCUAGAAUAAUCUCAGAUGGCAUGUUACAGGCUGCAGCUGAGUGCCUAGCUGAAUGUAUGAAAGAGGAUGAGGUUGUGAAUGGGAUGAUAUACCCUCCAAUAUCCCGCAUACGAGAGAUAACAAAAUCAGUAGCUGCUGCUGUCAUUAGUGAAGCAAUAGAAGAGGAUUUAGCAGAAGGAUACCGUGGAAUGAACUCUCGUGAUCUCCAAAGGCUAAAUAAGGAGGAAAUUCUUGAAUCAAAUUCCUUAGGGAAUGUAAAAGGAGGGGAUUUAAAUUCGCAAUCUUCAAGGAACUGGAGACUGGCUUUUGAUUCAAUUUAGAGAUGGGUGUUAGCAUGUUUAAUGUAAAACUCAUAUAAAAUUAAAGAUUAUUGUUGUUGGGAAUCCCUUUUUAAUUGCCUUUGAAUUUUGAAAUAAAGC
Lactuca virosa is the source of this 2043-nucleotide messenger RNA. Lineage: Eukaryota; Viridiplantae; Streptophyta; Magnoliopsida; Asterales; Asteraceae. The record is from the annotation of a GenBank genome assembly.